AAAGGAGAAUUUUGGUAGAGUUUAAUGAAUUUCAAAGAUAAUCAUAAUUUUAAUGUAUGGAAUGUUAAAGAAGAACAUAUUAAAUUUUAUAUUAAGCAAUUUAAAUCACUUCAGCCAAAUAUAAAAAAAUUGAUAGCAGGAGGAUGUGCUAAAUCGUUUUUUAAGAAAUCAGGAUUAUCAACGGCUGAACUCUCAAAAAUAUGGUCCUUAGCAGACAUAACUAAAGAUUGUGCUUUAUCGAUAAAUGAAUUUAUUAUAGCUAUGCAUUUGAUCAUUAUUUGUAAAAAUGGAAUCAAUUUACCAAAUAAAUUACCCUCAAAUCUUGAACUUGAUUUAAUUUCCUUUAAAACAGCCGAAUUACUCUCUAUCAUCGAUACCGAUCCAAACAAUUCUUAUGAUCAUCCUAAAUCGAAUGUUCUCGCUAAACCUGCUGUCAAUAACUCUUCCGCCGCGGUUAAGAGAAGCCAGACCUUACCUUCCUCCGUACUUCUUGAAAAAUUGUCUCUCAACGCUGGACGCCAGCGCGCACAUAAAAAUACAACGCGCGAUAUAGCCCAUACGACCCUCAAAAAUAAAGCUACUAACGGUACUCGUCAAACUUCUCGCCACGAUUUCGCCCAUCAUAUUAAUAACGGCGCCCCGAUUACGACAGAUAUAAGCCGCGAUGAUACUAAUGUUGCGUAUACCGCGAACGGUAAGCCUACCCAUAAACACCAUUGCAAAAGCAGUUAUUCUGCGCGUCACGGUAGCGCCACUAAUUUUAGUUGUUUCGUUCCCACAACAUUGCCCGCCGAUGACGGGGAGAUUAUUACUCCCAACUACGACCAUCCAGAAUCGCAUUCCCAUACAUUUGACACUCAUAAAAUCGAAGAUAAUGAUAUGAAUGUAUCGUCGGAACAUUUGGACGCCAUAGAGGAACAGGAACCUUUGGUGUCGGGUAUGUCGGAUGAUGACGAUAUCGAAAGUGAUACUGACAUUUCUUUCGACAACCCCAACGUUCAAACUGAGUCGCCAACAAGUAUUGUUGUAACGUCCGAUGACUUGCACAACAAUCAAACUCUAAUCAAUAGUUUGCCUCCUCCUUUUCCUCCACCUAGGACAAAACACGGUAGAAGCGCAUCUCUUGAUCUUAACAAAUUAUUCGCCAAUAUUAAAGAAGAAACUAAAGGCUUUAAUUUGUUCAAGCCACCCGCCAUACCUCCAAGAAUGUCCCCGAAUGCUCAGCUCAAAAAAAAAGUCGAUUUCAAUAUUCAUCCUCCCCUAAUCAAUAAACGUCAGAAUGUUAAACAUAAAAAUAUUAAUGAUGACAAGUCUACUCUUAAUAAUUCUAACGAUGUCGAUCACAACAAUAAUAAUUACGAUACAAUCACCACUACCGGACAGUUAAAAGAUAUUUUUGCUCCGGGUUUACGAGGGAUCUCAAAUAACGUUAAUGCUGAUCGCAAUCAAUGUCAUAACCAAUACCAAAAGAAAAUCAACCAAAAAACAUAUUCGUUGGAUCGAAACUGCCCAAUUAAUCUUGCUAUAUUUGAACACGAGGAAUCUGAGAAAACGAAUGAUUCAUGCCAUAAUCAUCUCCCAUUACAGAAUAACGAUGUUUCUCAAGACCUCAAAUGUUCCGCAGAAACUAUUGAUGCUCUAUUGCAUUACAAGAAACAAAAUGAAAUGCUCAUUCAGCAAAACUCGGGAUUGUACGAAGAAAAUAAAUUAUUGAAGGAAAAGGUCGAACGUCUGAAGAAAGUCAUGAAUACAAUUAAUAUAUUAUAAGUGUAAAAUGGCAUAGAUUAUAUAUAUUUUAAAAUACUUUUGUUAUAUUAUAAUUUCUCUCCUUUUUUAUAUUUUUUUUUUAAAAAAGAGAAUUACAUGGUAUAAUAAUCAACUAACUUAUAAUGUAUGUUAAUUCGUAUAUUGUAGUUGAAAGUAAUUACCAAUAGCCCAAAUAAGCUCAAAAUGUUUAAAGCUAAUUCUUGUAAAAACAUUCGCACAAUUAUAUUUAUAUUUAAUUCCAAAAUAUCUCAGUAUUUUUACAGAUAUUAUUGAUAAACUUCUGCCAACCAAAAUGAUACAUUUUUUUUACAAUAUA
Molecule: messenger RNA, 2083 nt
Organism: Gordionus sp. m RMFG-2023
Lineage: Eukaryota; Metazoa; Nematomorpha; Gordioida; Chordodea; Parachordodidae
Product: ralBP1-associated Eps domain-containing protein 1-like
Exons: 13
Coding region: 25-1767 (580 amino acids)
Biological process (GO): endosomal transport; clathrin-dependent synaptic vesicle endocytosis
Cellular component (GO): cytoplasm; plasma membrane; presynaptic membrane
Molecular function (GO): protein binding; molecular adaptor activity; calcium ion binding
Source: RefSeq, a predicted model, not a curated record